Messenger RNA from Setaria italica (foxtail millet), 2076 nucleotides. RefSeq names its product F-box/kelch-repeat protein At5g15710. The transcript has a single exon. The coding region runs from base 213 to 1487 and encodes 424 amino acids. The record is from RefSeq and is a predicted model, not a curated record. Gene Ontology annotation, molecular function: protein binding. Lineage: Eukaryota; Viridiplantae; Streptophyta; Magnoliopsida; Poales; Poaceae.
GCCGUCCUCCCCAUUCCGCUCCACGCUCCUCCGAGUGGGCGCCGACUCCGUCCAAAAAGAGGAGCGUCCGCCAGCGGGAGGGCGAGAGAGAGAUAAAAGACCAAAAAAAUUGAGCAGCGAGCAGCUCAGGCGCCGCUGCCUCUUCGAAAUCCCCCCUCCCCCAGAUUUCCCCCCGAAUCCGCUCCCCCGAUCUCGCGCCCCUGUCGCCCGUGAUGGACGCGGCGGUGGCGGUGCCCGCGCGCGCGGCGCGGCCCACGAGCCCGUCGCGGCCGCCCAAGACGAUCCGUAGCACCAAGCCGCGGGGGCUCGACGAGGACACCGCGGCGCCGCCGGCGUUCCCCAAGGGCAAGGCCUCCUCCUCCUCCGCCGCCGCCGCGCCCGCGGCCGCGCUCCUCCUCCACCACCACCACGCGGACGUGCCGAUGGACGCCAGCGUCUGGGCGGGGCUCCCCGACGACCUGCUCCUCGAGGUGCUCGCCCGCGUGCCGCCCUUCCUCCUCUUCCGCCUCCGCCCCGUCUCCCGCCGCUGGGAGGCCAUCCUCCGCGACCCGGCCUUCCUCGCCGCGCACGCCGCGGUGCCCUCCCACGGGCCCUGCCUCCUCACCUUCUCCAGGGGUGGCGGCGGCGGCGCCCACUCCCCGCCGCACUGCAGCGUGCUCAGCAUCCCCCUGCACGCCCGCUACAAGCUCCCCUUCGGCUUCCUCCCGCCCUGGGACCUCUGGCUCGUCGGAUCCUCGGGAGGGCUCGUCUGCUUCUCCGGCUUCGACGGCACCACUUUCCGCACCGUCGUCUGCAACCCGCUCACGCAGGCCUGGCGGCUGCUCCCGGACAUGCAUUACAACCAGCAGCGGCAGCUGGUGCUCACGGUUGACAAGAGCCGCCGCUCGUUCAAGGUAAUCGCCGCUAGUGAUGUGUAUGGGGACAAGGCGCUCCCCACUGAGGUCUAUGACUCCAAUGAGAAUAAAUGGUCGGUGCACCAGAUGAUGCCCGCGGCGAAUCUGUGCUCAUCGAAAAUGGCAUUCUGUGACUCCAGAUUGUACCUGGAGACGCUCUCGCCGCUGGGGCUGAUGAUGUAUAGAGUGGAUGCAGGGCGUUGGGAGCAUAUACCUGCCAAGUUCCCACGUUCCCUGCUGGAUGGUUAUCUUGUGGCUGGAGCUCGCACAAGGUUGUUCUUAGUUGGGCGAAUUGGGCUGUACAGCACCCUGCAGAGUAUGAGGAUCUGGGAGCUGGAUCAUGGCAGAACAGUUUGGGUGGAGAUUAGCAGAAUGCCGCCUAGGUACUUCAGGGCUCUGCUGAGGUUGUCGGCUGAGAGGUUCGAGUGCUUUGGGCAGGACAAUUUGAUCUGUUUCACAUCGUGGAACCAGGGCAAAGGUCUUCUGUAUGAUGUUGAUAAGAAGUCUUGGUCAUGGAUUGCUGGUUGUGCUAGCCAGCUCUGCAAUAGCCAGGUCUGCUUUUACGAGCCAAGGUUUGAUACAUCAAUCUAUUGAGUCUUGCAAUAUGAACUGCAUUGUGAUGAGUUUGAGAUCAAAUGCUUCUGGGGUUCAACAUCAAGAUGCCUGUGUGACGUCCUAUUGAAUCAUGGAUGUCAGAUGUUUUGAAGUGCUGAGAUGAAAAAUACUUCCUCGAGACACUACAAGUAGUGGGCUUGAGCAACCGAUCAUUGCAAAUCAUGCUGCUGAAGACUCUUUACUACAGCAGUUAUACCAUCUGUCAGUUCUGGAUUACAGCAUACAUGAUGUUGCCAUUUGGCCACAAAUGGAGGUCCGCUUGUUCCAUUCCCAUUUUGUUAGUCUGUUAGCAAUGAGUUUCUUGUAAAUGAUUCCGUACCUGAAAUGAAAAAAGACAUGCAAUUCUUUGCUAGUAGUUGGUACAAUUUCAAUGGAUAGUGGGGAAUUGACUUAAUCUAGAGUUCAGUUGGAUCUGAGAUUCUGAGAUGAGGUUUCUCCACUCUAUUGAUUUAUGCAUUGUUUCUUAUGGUACCCAUAUGCUGUCAUUCUAAUAACAUCAAAUUGUAUUUGUUUUCUUAGUCGUCCAAGACGCUAAUUUUACCCCUGUUGUGAGAUUACAUCUGUUCAA